AUCAUGGUGCAUUUUACCAGCGAGGAGAAGAAUGCUGUCACUAGCCUGUGGUGCAAGUUGAAUUUGGAUGAGGCUGGUGGUGAGACCCUGGGAAGGCUUUUGUGCGUCUACCCUUGGACCCAGAGGUUCUUUGAUAGCUUUGGCAACCUGUCCUCUUGCUCUGCCAUCAUGGGUAACCCCAAGGUCAAAGCCCAUGGUAAGAAUGUGCUGACUUCCUUUGGAGAAGCUGUUAAGGACAUGGAAAACCUCAAGAGUACCUUUGCUAAGCUGAGUGAGCUGCAUUGUGAUAAAUUGCAUGUGGAUCCUGAGAACUUCAAGCUCCUGGGAAAUGUAUUGGUGAUUGUUAUGGCUACUCAUUUUGGCAAGGAAUUCACCCCUGAAGUGCAGGCAGCUUGGCAGAAACUGGUGUCUGGUGUUGCCACUGCUCUGUCCCUCAAGUACCACUGA
Suncus etruscus (white-toothed pygmy shrew) is the source of this 447-nucleotide messenger RNA. RefSeq names its product hemoglobin subunit epsilon-like. The record is from RefSeq and is a predicted model, not a curated record. Gene Ontology annotation, molecular function: organic acid binding; oxygen binding; hemoglobin alpha binding. NCBI's taxonomy places the organism in Eukaryota, Metazoa, Chordata, Mammalia, Eulipotyphla, Soricidae. Bases 4 to 447 code for a protein of 147 amino acids. The transcript has 3 exons. Gene Ontology annotation, cellular component: blood microparticle; haptoglobin-hemoglobin complex; hemoglobin complex. Gene Ontology annotation, biological process: hydrogen peroxide catabolic process; oxygen transport.